Molecule: messenger RNA, 4224 nt
Organism: Marchantia polymorpha subsp. ruderalis
Lineage: Eukaryota; Viridiplantae; Streptophyta; Marchantiopsida; Marchantiales; Marchantiaceae
Source: the annotation of a GenBank genome assembly
GAAUGCGGUGGCCUGGCUCCGUGGCUCGCUCGCUGAAUUGCGGGAAGAAGCAGCCGCAAGCCCGUAACCGCGCCGGAAGGAAAGGGGGAGGGAUGAUUAAUUAUCCUUCUUGGGAUUCAUGGCGAGCUGCAGCAAGGCGAGCCCCGAGGCUCGGAGAUUCCAGGGAGAGAUUGCCUGAGGCAGAGCAGCAGGAAGGGAGGUAGAUUAUGCCGUUUGGCAACGCCAUUCUGACUGGAAAUUGAUUAGAGUUGGGUGGGGGGUUGGGAUCAUUGAGUGAGGAAGGGCGAGUGCGUAGGGAGGGACAGAGCGAGUGAGCGGAGCUGAGGCAGUAAGCUAAUCAGCUGAGCUAGUGGUAGCGGGGUGCUAGCAGGCCGACGACGAUGGAGUAAAACUAUGGACGACCUCUGGCACGUCCCUGCUUCUUUUUAUCCGUCUGGCCAUGAAGGCACGAAUGGAGCGGACGGAUGUAGAGUAGGUGCGAGUUACAGUGAAGUCUAGGCGCUUCGUUGGGCUCGGGCUCGGGCUUCUGCUUCUGCUCGUUGCUGCCGCACGGCAUUCUUCCUCUCGCGCACUCGCUGUGCACUGGGCCUGAGCAUAGUAGGCGUGUUUCUCUCCUCGGAGUAUUCAUCGGCACACUACAUACAUACAUACAUACUAGCGCAUGCCGCAGGGCGCCUGGCUGCCUCUGUCGCUCGAUUCUCCACCAACAGCGACACCCCAUCCGUCUUCCGACGAAGAAAUAGAUCCGUCUAGUCGUGAGCCCGCUUCUGCUGCUGCUGAUGCCGAGAGCAGCGGCUGCUCGCGUUGCGUUGGCCAAUGGACUGAAACAUUUUUUGGCUGAUUGCUGAGGACUCUGUUCUACUUCUCUUCUCUCGUUCCUCCUCGUUUCCUUCCGCUUCUGUUGCCGUACGAACUGUUGUCGGAGUGGCGAGGAGAGGGGAGUUGUUGAAGCAGCCAUCCAAGCCGCAACGACCAAUGUUUGUGAAAAGAGCCGAAAGCAAAUGCCGUCUUGUGCAGACGAGCAUUACAGUGAGAGCGUGCGAGCCAAAUCGGUCGUGAAAAGCUCGUCGGGUGGGAGCCUUAUCAAAGAGACAUUCAGGAGGCUGUGGAAUGUUACAGCAGGUGAUCCGCCAGAGAAAAUCGCAUUUGGUCGUGGCUGUUGUUUGCCCCGGCCAGUAGAAGAAGGAAGGAGGGACGCCAGGACGGACAAGUACGGGGACGCUGUUGAGCAGCUGAGCGAGGGAGGAAGAGAAACAAAGAGGACGAGAUAAGCUCUGCUACCAGAUUGGGCAUGAAUACGAGAGACCUACCACGGUCAGCACCACAAACGUCAUCGCGGAGCAGGUUUCCCAUACAGGUCGGUCGCUGGAAGCAGCAGCAGCCUCAUCAUGUGGGCUUUCCCUGCGCUGGAGCUUACUACCAAACAUUGACUCGAGACGCAGUGCAGCGCAGAGAAGGUCGCGCAUUUCCAAGUUGUGAAAUGUCCUCCAUUCGCCGAGCAGCGCAACAUCGUCGAGCGUAGGUUGCUUAAUUAUCGCAAGGGGAGGUGCGUAGGAAGUACAUUGUCACCACCGUAUUCUCCGUGGUCUGAGAAGCCCCGGGGGCGUGCGCGAUUCAUGCUUCGAUCUUGAUGGGAAGAAGGUUGUAUGUCUGGGAUGGGAGGGUCAAACUGAACAACAUAAUGCGCCCCCAUCCGACUGACAUUCCGGCGGUGACAGUUUACGACGAUGUCGUCUGCCUUUGUGAAAUCAUAGCUUCGUAGUACAUACCAUUACACCGUAUUUGCUGUCGUUCUAUCGAGAAGAGCUCCUUAAAGCCGCCACGACCUUAGCAACAGCGGAUUGAAGGCAGGAGACGGUGAAGCGCGGGCACGCUGGCGCUGUUCAAAAUGAGCUUUUUAAAUAACAAACUUUCUAAGACCACCAGCAUCUUCAACCUCAAGUUAUGGGUUGUUAUCGGAAUAGGUGUGGGCAUUUUUAUAUUUGUGAUUCUGUUCUUUCUGUCCGCUUGGCUCGUGUCCCGGAGGAGAGACCGGAAAGAUGGGAAGCUACCGAUGAAUGGGAUACCGGACGACUCCAAAGAGAUCAAAGAGGUGAGAGUCGAUAGAAUCAAUGCCAACGGGAAUGCCUAUUUGCCUCCUCCGGAUGGCAUCCUGCUCACAAUCACCGAGAGUCCUCAGGGCGGAGAGAAGAUGGAUCCGAAUGAAAAGAUGGUCGUUCAUGUGGGAUAUAAGCAGCAGGGUCAGCAGCAGCAGCAGCAGCAGCCGCCGCCGCAGCAAAAGCACCCUGGAGAGAAAUUUCAGCAGCAGACGCUUCAGCAGCAGAGGAAGGAUGGACAAAUUGAGAAGCAGAACCUGCUGGCGAACGACAAGUUUUCUCCCGAUGGCAAGGCUCGACGCCACGACAAGGACAACACCAACGGACAGCAACAUCAAGGACCCCAGCAACAGCAGCAGCAGCAGCAGCAGCAAGUGAUGGGUCAGCAGCUCGUCGUUCACGGACAGGAAGCACAGGAAGGCAUGAUGCAACUCGACAGGGGGAACCACAUCCUGGCGCAUGGGGGAGACUCCAAAGGCAGCUCGGAUGGAGAGCGACGAGCGCUGCUGGCCGCCGACACCCCAGAAAAGGGAUCCGGCAUGAGCGGAGAUGGUCGGGCCGUGGACUCACCCGCCGCGCUGGGUCCGGAGGUUUCGCACCUUGGCUGGGGCCAUUGGUACACACUUCGGGAGCUCGAGGCAGCCACCGAAGGUUUCGCUGAAGCAAAUGUGUUGGGAGAAGGCGGCUACGGUAUAGUCUACAGGGGCCAGCUCGUGGAUGGCACUCUAGUGGCAGUCAAGAAGCUUCUGAACAACAGCAGGGGCCAAGCUGAAAAGGAAUUCCGGGUGGAGGUGGAUGCUAUCGGUAGAGUUCGUCACAAAAAUUUAGUUCGAUUGCUGGGUUACUGUGCCGAAGGUGCCGCUCACAGAAUUCUUGUGUACGAAUACGUCGACAAUGGCAACCUGGAGCAGUGGCUACAUGGUCCUCUCGCUAACUCCAAUGCCCUCAAUUGGGACGCCCGGAUGAAAAUUGUCAUGGGCACUGCUAAGGGGUUAGCAUACCUUCAUGAAGCUCUCGAACCAAAGGUUGUUCACAGAGAUGUCAAGUCUAGUAACAUUUUGGUCGAUGGACAGUGGAAUGCAAAAGUUUCUGACUUCGGAUUAGCGAAGCUACUUGGUUCUGGCAAAAGCCAUGUUACCACCAGAGUCAUGGGUACUUUUGGAUAUGUAGCCCCAGAGUAUGCAAAUACUGGUCUUUUGAACGAAAGAAGUGAUGUAUACAGCUUUGGAGUUCUGUUAAUGGAGAUUAUUACUGGAAGAGAUCCUGUGGACUACAGCCGUCCGUCCGGGGAGGUGAAUUUGGUGGACUGGCUCAAAAUGAUGGUGGGUAAUAGAAGGUCAGAGGAAGUAGCAGAUCCCCGCCUCGAGAUCAAACCGACCUCGAGGGCACUGAAACGGGCACUGUUGGUAGCACUACGAUGCGUGGAUCCAGAUUCUGUUAAGAGACCCAAAAUGGGUCAGGUUGUGCAUAUGCUUGAGGCGGAAGACUUCCCGUUCCGAGAUGUAAGCCUCUCAAUCCUUACUGAUAGAAGAAUUAGCAGGGAUGCUCGCUCAAGGCGGACGGAUUCUCUCAACCAAGAACGGAUGCUGAAACAUUUGUCAGCAAAAGAUACUACAUCUACAUCCAAAGCUGCUGAUCAAGAAGAUAGUGAUAAUUCUGUUGAUAGUCCCCGAAAUCUGUCCUAUGUCAAGAAAUACAGGAGGUAUGAGGGCUAGAAAGGCGAGCCCCUAUCUCCACUCUCCCUAAUUCUUCUUUCUGAGAGCGGGUUAGACGAUAGUUCGGCAUUAGGCGAGUACAUACCAUAUACAUACAAGUGGGUGCUUGUGGCAGUGGUAGGGUGGGCAGGGUCGGGGUCAGGGCCAGGGCAGCUCGAAAAGAGACCAAACGUUUUCCUUAUCUGUUGAGGUUGAUUUAGUUUAGGACAUUCAUUCAGGAUCACAUCUCUGCGUUGCUGAAAACCACCCUGGCUGUGUACAACGCUAACUUGCAAAAGCUUUGUGUAGUUUAUAGUAACUAGAAGGUAGCUAGGAAGAUUGUUUCUCUUUGCAUCUGGUCAUGAAUGACACUGCUUGUACAUGGAGGUUAUCAAAAAGUUUUAAAGAGUGCUAUGAACUGGUAACAGUUUACC